UUGUCAGUGCAAGUGUCUUUUCCUUGGUUUGCUGACACGUCAAAAUUCCUCUUUGCAACUUUCUCUCACUGCUCCAGCUUCUUCUGAUUAAUUGCCUGAUUCUUUGACACCCUUUUCUUUCUGGUGUAUAGACGAAAUUAUACAGUGAAAAAUGUUUCUCGCUACGAAACCCCAGAUAAAUAUUAUCGACAAACAAAGGCUGCAUGUAUUUAGAAGACCAGGAUUCAUCGCCUGGUUGCUACUCGCUACCUCUGCAUCUAUAUUUUACAUGGUAACAAGGCGUCUGACAGAUAAUAUACUCGCAUCCUUGAUCUUGCUCUUGGCUGAGAUCACAUUCAGUUUGGACGCUCUAGGCGAAUGGCAGGAUCUUGUAUUAGACAAGGAGGAGAACAAGGCCACAGUGACAUUGUGUUCCUGGUGCGAUAAACUCUGUUCUAAGGUACCAGAGAAAUCGCUCACUGUAAUGAGAAUGAGCGAUAUACGACACGUUGGGAUAUCUACAGAACUUGGUAUCUUCUUACUCGGUUUCAAUGGCAAGAUUCUCUCGUUUAGCACACGAGGACUUAGUCACGAAGAAGCUCGAGAGUUCAAAAAGAAGAUUAAUUAUUACUUGAAUACAAGCAGAAUUGAACGUCUUGAUAGAUGUACAUUUGACCCGUAUGAUAGACUGAUAACACCCUCGGAUUCAGAGGAUGAGAUUCUGAAGGAUGAUUAUCCUAGGGGGAAACGAGAACCACUUUCCGUUGUACGUAAUCGGGUUAUAGAAUCGGCGACGCCGGUACGUGUCCCACUGCAGAAUAAUGAGCAUGACAUACGCCGACAAUCCAGCAGUCCUACUCUUGGUAAUGACUACUCGCCUAGAAGUAGGCGAAGACAUGUACGAAAUGUCAUUAACUUUGGGAAUACUGCUGUGGAUGAUCAUGCGAGGGUGGUUGCUCCGCGAUAUGAUUAUCCACGGUGCAUGAGACAUGGAUGUACGAUUCCCUUGAGGAUGCAGAAUGCAGGUUCGGCUUGUUGAAAUAAAUUUGUAGACUGAAAUACGAAUUAUUUCGAUUCGUAUGUGAGCGGAUGUUGUGAACCUAUCAAUAUUGAGACAUACAAAGUUUAUACGUGUUUUGUAAACUGAAUGAUCCUCGCUAGACUAUAUCUAUGAUGAUUCAUGAUGUUGAAAGGUGGUUACCAUUUUAAAUGUUCUUGUAUUUGUAAUAUAUACGUAUAUUUUUGUAUUACUUUUUUUCUUUUUUGACAAUAAAUAGUCAGCUAACAACUUA
Molecule: messenger RNA, 1271 nt
Organism: Cephus cinctus (wheat stem sawfly)
Lineage: Eukaryota; Metazoa; Arthropoda; Insecta; Hymenoptera; Cephidae
Exons: 2
Coding region: 152-1018 (288 amino acids)
Source: RefSeq, a predicted model, not a curated record